Vicia faba (fava bean) is the source of this 1350-nucleotide messenger RNA. The record is from the annotation of a GenBank genome assembly. NCBI's taxonomy places the organism in Eukaryota, Viridiplantae, Streptophyta, Magnoliopsida, Fabales, Fabaceae.
AUGGAAUUUGAUAAUGGUAAACAGCAUCAAAGCGGAAAAUUUCGAGAGCUGAAGUUGGUUGCAUUUUUUGCUCUAUGCCUCAUACUAAUCUCUCCUGCUGAGGCCUUUGAUCCAUUGGAUCCAACUGGGAAUGUGACAAUAAGAUGGGAUAUCAUGUCUUGGACAUCAGAUGGUUAUAUGGCAACUGUAACAUUAUUUAACUUUCAACUAUACCGAAACAUUAUGAACCCUGGAUGGACAUUAGGAUGGACAUGGGCCAAGAAAGAAAUCAUAUGGGCUAUGAUGGGAGCACAAGCUACAGAACAAGGAGAUUGUGCAAAGUUCAAGAUAAAGAUUCCUCAUAGCUGCAAAAGAAGUCCUCAAGUUGUUGAUUUAUUACCCGGUGCUUCUUUUAAUAUGCAAUACACAAACUGUUGCAAAGGUGGUGUGUUGACAUCUUGGGGACAGGACCCUUCCGGUGCAGUCGCAGCAUUUCAGAUGGGUGUAGGACUCUCAGGAAGAUCUAAUAAGACUGUUAAACUACCUACGGAUUUUAAAUUGCUUGGACCGGGACCGGGAUAUUCGUGUGGUCCUGCUAAGAGAGUUCCUUCAACUGUUAUUCUUACCGAUGAUCGUAGAAGAAAAGCUCAAGCUUUGAUGUCCUGGAAUGUGACAUGCACUUAUUCACAAUUUCUUGCCUACAAGAAUCCAAGUUGUUGUGUUUCUUUAUCAACUUUCUACAAUGACCAAGUCACAGCUUGCCCUACCUGUGCUUGUGGUUGUCAGAACAAUGCUACUUGCGUCACGAAAGAAUCAAAGAUCCUGAAAGAAGUUGAUGGAAAUAACAAGACUAGAAAGAGUGAUAUCACACCAAAACCAUUGUUACAAUGCACACGCCACCUUUGUCCUAUUCGUGUUCAUUGGCAUAUAAAAGACAACUAUAAGGAUUAUUGGCGUGUGAAAAUUGCAAUCAUCAACUUCAACUAUAGACUGAACUAUACACAAUGGGGUCUUGUUGUGCAACACCCUAAUCUCAACAAUGUUACACAAGUUUAUAGCUUUGAAUACAUGCCACUUCUUCCUUAUCAAGCCAUAAAUGACACAGGUAUGUUCUAUGGUUUGAAAUACUACAAUGAUCUGUUAAUGGAAGCUGGUGCUAAAGGGAAUGUACAAUCUGAGGUACUUAUGAAAAAGGAUAAGAACACAUUUACAUUACAACAAGGAUGGGCUUUUCCUAGAAGAGUAUACUUCAAUGGUGAUGAAUGUAUGCUGCCACCACCUGAUUCAUACCCUUUCUUGCCAAAUUCUGCUUAUAGGCUGCCAAUUAUAUCCAUAACAGUCUAUGUCAUAUUUGCAUCAGUUUUCAUGUAA